Molecule: messenger RNA, 246 nt
Organism: Saccoglossus kowalevskii
Lineage: Eukaryota; Metazoa; Hemichordata; Enteropneusta; Harrimaniidae
Product: V-type proton ATPase subunit F-like
Biological process (GO): proton transmembrane transport
Cellular component (GO): membrane; proton-transporting V-type ATPase, V1 domain
Molecular function (GO): proton-transporting ATPase activity, rotational mechanism
Source: RefSeq, a predicted model, not a curated record
GAUACCUGUACAGGAUUUCUGUUAGGUGGAAUAGGAGAACUCAAUAAAAGUAGACGACCAAACUUCAUGGUAGUUGAAAAAGAUACCAGCAUCAAUGAGAUAGAAGAAUGUUUCAAGGGUUUCCUCACCAGAUCAGACAUUGCUAUUAUUUUGAUAAAUCAGAAUAUAGCGGAACUCAUUCGUCAUGUCAUUGAUCAGCAUACAAUACCCAUUCCGUCGGUUUUAGAGAUUCCAUCUAAAGAUUGA